Acanthopagrus latus (yellowfin seabream) is the source of this 4462-nucleotide messenger RNA. It is a transcript of the gene wdr97, whose product is annotated as WD repeat domain 97. The record is from RefSeq and is a predicted model, not a curated record. The transcript is spliced from 21 exons. NCBI's taxonomy places the organism in Eukaryota, Metazoa, Chordata, Actinopteri, Spariformes, Sparidae. Bases 351 to 4154 code for a protein of 1267 amino acids. Gene Ontology annotation, molecular function: protein binding.
GGGUGCUGAGAGAACAAACUUUGAGCUAACUUACGAUAGCUUUGUUAAUUGUUUUAGCUAAAUACACUCACAUGGAUGAAAAGCAUACUGCCGUAUCCGGGCUAUAUAAACACUGGGUGGAUGAAGGUAAAAAGGAAAGUUUGACUUAGUUUAGCCAACUUUAAGGCGGAUAUCAAACGUCAUAAAUCUUUAACAUUAUAGAAGACCUAAGGGAUGUUAGCCAAGCUAGUCUUUAGCUCAGAGAGCUAAAAGAGUGCCCGGCACAAGUAAAUGUCACACAGCCGUCAGCAAAGAAGACGAUUUUGUUGCAGAAUGGUCAAUGAAUGAGUCCAAUGUAGAGAGCGGUGAAGAUGGUGGCCCCAGGUGAGGUGACAGGAGCAACAACAGUUGUCCUCCCCACCCUGACACUGCUGUCUGGGAAUGGGACUUCAAAUGGGUGUACACUUGGAGGGCAGACUUUGUUUAAGCAGGACAUGAAGCGAGCUACAGCCAAGGUAAAGAGAAAGCAGCAUGUAUUCACUCAUGGCCUCCAUCACCUGCAUCACCUUUCCUGUGACAGCCCUGUGCAUUUCAUGAUGUAUUCUGAUGCUGCUGGAGCGUUCAUUAGCCUCCAUUCAGACAACACAGCUUCCCUUUACAACGCUGAUGGCCAGAAGAUGACUUCCAUACCGCACCUGCCCUUCAUGGGCCUGACUGCCACACAGAUCACUGGCUGGCUUGUAGGUUGGGGCCCAGGGCCUGUCCUCACACUUCUGGACAGUGAGUUACACCUUCUGGAUGCUGCUCCCGAUGCCCUGGACAUCUGUGUGUGUCAGGCUGCAGAACAUCCAACAGAGUUGGUAACUGCAGGUGUGGGGAAUGUUUGUGUGUGGUCCGUGAUGCUCAUGAGGUGUAAAAUGAAGAUACAGGAGGGACUGCAGCAUAGCACAUUCACUCUCAUGGCAUUGGCUCCUCCACGAUCUGACAGGCCCCACAGAGCCUUCGUCGUGUGCGGGCGGGUUGUGACGGUGGUCGACCUCAAUGCUGGGAAGGUUUUGGAGCACAAGAGGGAUCUCUGCUCACGAGAUAUCACCGCGAUGGUGUUCUGCUCUCAACAGGACUGUUUGAUCAUUGCAACUGAAGAUCUGUCCAUCAGAAUAUGGGGUCCAGAUUGGGAAUUACGGGUGGCCUUUGUUGGACAUCACGGAGUGGUGAACUCACUGUUCUACUGCCCUCCAUUAAGCAUGCUGUUCUCAGCCUCUGUGGAUUUUACGUUUCGUUGCUGGAACAUCGAAGAAGGUGAUGUGGUCGAGUGCAUCCACACAGAGCAGAAACACCCUCCAUUGUGCAUUGGAGGCAACAGAAAGGGAGACACUUUCUUCUCCUUCUCUAAGCAGGGAGUUGACUUCUGGACCAUCAGAGCCUUGUACACCCUCCACUGUGAACUCAAAGGGGAUGAAGGAGCCCCACUGAGACAAAUCCUAGUUUCCCCCUUCCCUGCUCCUUACCCUAAACGAGUGCUCUGCCUCAGCGGGGAAAGCAAUAUCACACUUGUGGCUGCAGAAACAGGAACAGUGUUGACCUAUUUCAAGGCAAAGCAGAGGAUUUUGUGUGCUGACUACUGCCUGCAAAAAGAGAUUCUGCUGGCUCUGACUGAGACAGGUACAGUGCUCCAAGCCAACACGCUCACUAAUCCAAUCACUUUGAUGCAAGAGUGGGAGGGGAGAGGCCAGGGGCCUUGGCGUCCGAGGGACAAUAUGACUGAGCAUGAUGCCAAGAAUCUGCCCAUCCCUGGCCAGGCAUGCUGCUUGGUAUUAUACAGUUGCCUGGCUGAAACACAGGCAGCUUUAGAGGAGUGGAGGAGUUUGCAGGAGAGUCGAGGAUGCAUUCACAGGAAGAAAGCGGCGCUAGAUGAUGCCAAGAAUAAGUUUUUAAUCAUUCUCGGCCAAAUUGGAGGCUGUGUGAGUGUUGUGAAGAUGCAUGAUGGGAAGGUCUUAUACCGUACUGCAGCACACCAUGGCCAGAGAGUUACUGCAGUACAGGUUCACCCUGAAAAUGGCUACCUGCUCUCCACAGGUGAGGACAUGCACGUGGUGGUGUGGAGGGUGAGCCCUUAUGUCCAGGAGUGUCUCAGCCAGCAGCUGAGCCUGCACUGUGACCAGCCUCUAGCCUACCUGGCAGCGCUGGCUCCCCAGCUGGCCCUGGCGUUUCAAGAGCGCAACAGUGGCACCUACAACCUGAUGCACUUCAACACAGACAACCACAGCAGUCAUACAACCAAGGACGGACAUUUAGACCCAUUCACAGGAUUGUGUGUGUGUCCUGAUCUAGACAUUUUUGUCUCCAGCAGCCUGGAUGGGACAGUGUGUGUGUGGAAUGAGGAGAGUCAACUUCUUGCCACACUACAGCUGAAUGCAGUGCCCGAGUGUCUGACUUACGGUGGGUUUGGAGGGGAGCUGUUUCUUGGCAUCAGAGGAGGUCUGUACAGAAUGAAUUGUGCAGAGUUCCUGCCACACAGCUACCAACAAAUGCUUCUUUAUACUUAUUCUGCCGAGCCUGUCCCGGACUUUCCUAUCAUCGAGAAUACAGAAAAGAGAAUAAAGAAUGUGAGUCCAGACACAGAUGAGGGAGAGGAUGACACAUGGAGACAGAAGGAGAAUGAGGGCUUAGUGAUCUCGAACAAGGACGUAGCUGCACUCCUUGAAGGCUCAGUGAAAUGCAAGAAAGGGAAGCCUCCCAGUACGAAGGCUACCAAGAAAGAGGCUUUUGAUCGCUACAUGAGGAUGAUAUAUAGGCUCCCGCCCAGGAUUGAGAUUGAUUUCGAGGAGUCGUUUGACCCAAACAAACUUCCAAUUUAUCCUAAACCAUGUGAUGACAAGCCCCGUAACCUCCCUGAGAUAAAAGAGGAAGUCGUCCCUGAACCUAAAUUAAACAUCCCUGUGAUUGUGGAGAAAAAGACGGUGCAGGCAGAAAAGCCUCCAGCAAAAAUCUAUAAACGAAAGACCUUGAUGAAAGUCAAGCCAAGGCCUGUUGUCAUACCCAAAAAACCCGUCAUCGUGGAGCAGGAUGAAGAGCCUCCAGAGAUAAUUCCGCCAGUGGAACCACCCAAACCCAGAACUCCAACUCCUCCUCCAAAUCCAACUCCGCCUCCUCGCUUUUCGAGAGCCCCGACACCGCUUCCACAGCGGGAACCCAGCCCUGAGAUGCUGACGUUCCUCAUACAGUUUGCAGAAGCAGCCUGGUUUAAAGAGCUGUAUCCUGAUAAAAAGUGCAUCCCGAGCUCCCUGUCUCCAGAGGACUUCUCCUUGCAGCUGCUGGGCUGUCUCGACACCUGCAGCGCUGCAUGUAAAAUGGAGCUCCUCGCUGCAUUGCAUGCACUGCACAGCCAGGGACUCCUACAGAACACAGACAAACUUUACCAAGGCCUCACUGACUUGCUAACUAAGUUUGUUGGACCUCACAUGUCACCCGUGGAGCAGACUGUGCUCGUUGAGAUGUUAAAUCUGUUGAUGCAUCUUAAACCUGCCAGCUGUGACCUCGGGAAAAAGCUGCUCGCUCUUAUGACUUUUAAAAAACUGGGUCUCCGUGAAACAGUGCUGCACAUGCUGACUACAUUAGGGGUAAAUGAGGUUGAGCAGUGGUUGUGGCCUGAGCUGGAGAGCUGGGACUCGGAGCGGCAGGACCCCUCUGACAUCUGGAAGAGCCUCCAUGACAGAGCAGAUCGUUGGCUGGAGUUAUGGAUCUCCAAAUACAAAGAACAUGACAGGUAUCUGUACCUCAGGAGCACAGAAAAGUGGAAACCACCAAGUUUCGGCAUGGUGGAUGUGCUGAACUAUUUCUGCUCCGUCCGAAAAGACGAAUACAGAAAGGCCCAACGUGUUGUACCUUCUAACCGCAAAAACACUGUGGUUUUGCCCCUGUACGACUGUAGUUCUCAACCAAUCCUUCGUCUAGGAGAGACUUACACCAUGGCCAGGGUGUCCAGGCCAACAGGUUCAACUCUGCCUCCGCUGAGAAAUCGCCCCUCCCUCACACGCUUUCCCAAUUUCAUCUCUUUGCCUUUCUCUCGGGUCACUCUUUUCCCCUUCCGUGUCUACUCAGACGAGGACUGGGUGAGGGUCUCAACCCGCCGCUACUUCUUCCUACACCAGUCAUACGUAGACUACUACAGAUGAUGCCUCUUUCUCAAGUCUGUAACACCUCAUGUCACCUCAACAGUAGAUGGUUAAAGCAAAUAAGAGGCUUAGUCUUGGGUUGUUCUUUUCAUAAAGCACAGAUUUUUAUGGAGUAGAAAGUAUUUUUUGAAUUGGUGCUACAUGACCAGAGAGAGCAGACAAAAUAGGCUGUGAUAUUCACUCGUAGAAAACCUACAACAAUCAGAUUUUACAUCGGACCAAGUAAGCAGAGUUUGCCUUAAACAAACAUGAGUCAUGUAACAAACAUUGUUCAUAGUUUUGACAAUUAAAUUACCCUUGAAACGUUG